Messenger RNA from Mercenaria mercenaria, 2274 nucleotides. RefSeq lists its product as uncharacterized. The transcript is spliced from 7 exons. Bases 88 to 2274 code for a protein of 728 amino acids. NCBI's taxonomy places the organism in Eukaryota, Metazoa, Mollusca, Bivalvia, Venerida, Veneridae. The record is from RefSeq and is a predicted model, not a curated record. Gene Ontology annotation, molecular function: DNA binding. Gene Ontology annotation, biological process: DNA integration; DNA recombination.
ACCAUAAACAAAAGCAUCAGUAGCCUGUUAAUUUUUAUAAAUUUUUUUUCAGAAAAAUCCAAAAUAGCUGUCGUCGAACCAAGGAUAAUGCAGUUUGUAAAAACUACUGAAGAAGAUGAAGAUUCAGAGGACAUUGAUGAAUUUGAUGAUGAUGGUGAUGCAGACUUUGAAUAUUGCAGUGCAAGCUCUGAAAGUGACUCGUAUGAAUCAGAUAUAUCUGACGGUGAAUUAAGUGAUAUUGUUCCGUAUCAGAAAAAGAGGCCAGUUUUAGAGUCUUCCAAAAAAGAUAUAAGAGAAUCCAAAUCACAGUCAGUAGCACCUUCUCAGGAACAUACCUCAGUUUCAUCAUCAAUGGCCUUUGUUAACAAAGGUGAAGCUAGCUCUCAUAUUAAGCUUCAUACUGAAGAGGGGGGCUUUGGAAGGGUUGACACAGCAUCUGUGGAACAGAGGGACAGAGCAUCAGUAUCCUCAGCAGGCAGUAGUGCAGCAGAGGGUAGUUUCGACUUGAAAUUUUACUUUAAAAACAUUUCUGUCCAAGUGUAUGAAAGUAAAGGUGGAAAAAGAAAUUAUGCGAAAUCAGAUUUUUGUCUUUUCUGCAAAAAAGAAAUUGAAUCUAAAAUACGAAAUCAUCUUUUUGCCAUGCAUUCUGAUCAGCCACUAGUUAAAGAGGCAAUGACACUGCCAUUGAAGUCAUUAGAAAGGAGAAAAGCCCUCACCAAACUGCAGAAUGAAGGAAACUAUGUUCAUAAUAUUGAGGUACUUAAAAAAGGCAGUGGGAGAUUAGUUGUAAGCAGAAGACCCAAAACAGAAACAGAUGCGAGCAAAUACAUUCCCUGUGAAUACUGUUUAGCCUUUGUCAGCGAAAACCUCUUGUGGCAGCAUGCUUGGAGUUGUCUCUUUAGAGCAUGUGAGAUAGAGUCGGAGAAAAAUUACCUAAGAAAUGGAAAGCUGUUGAUUCAAAAGUUUAUAACACAUAGUGUAAAAGAAAUGGAUGAUCUGAACAAUGAACUGGAUAAGUUACUCAGUAAAAUGAAAGAAACUGCUCGAAAUCCAGGUGUUAAAAACAUAUGUAGUGAAGACCAGUUAAUCAGGGAAUUUGGUUUAUCCUUACUGGAAAGGCUUGGGCUUCCGGAAGAGCAAAGGACCAAAGACCAUGACAAUAUUCGCACAAAACUGAGAAGCGUUGGAAGACUGCUUCAAACACUUAAUGAGGGACAAAUGACUGAUCAAUCUCUCUCCUUUUUCAUACACCCAAGGCAGUUCCAAAAAGUUGUCAAAGCAGUGAAAGAACUUUCCAGGCAAGUAGAUUCACCAAAGUUGGCUUUGAAUUUGGGCAAUUACAUAAAGCAGAUCAGUAUUUUAAAAGGAAGUUUGGCUGUUGAUGAAGAGGAUCCAAGAAAGAGGCAAGAAGCUACUGAUUUCAGAGACCAUUUCAAUGCCCACUGGUCUUCCAGAGUGGCCAGUGUAGCCAACCGAACCAUGAAGUUAAGAGCUUUAAACAAGAAACAGGACAUCCCUUUGACAGCUGACCACGUAAGGCUUCGGAAUUACACGAAAGAUGCAAUAAGUAAAUGCUCUGAUCAUCACAAAAUGACUUACAAAGAGUAUGUGAGGUUUGCAUGGCUGCUGAUAGCUCGGAUUGCUAUGUUCACAAAAAGAAGGAUUUCAGAGGUGGAUGAGCUUACUGUGGAUGAUUUUAAAAACAGGAUCCAUGGGGAGGAUACAGAUGGCAACUCUGAGAUAAUUGAAUCCCUUGACAUUUCCGAGAAAUUGCUCUACAAAAGAAUUGAUUUAAUCGAAGUAAGAGGGAAGAGCACUCGUGCACUGAGAAAGGUAUUUGUCCUUCUAACAGAGGAUAUGGUGAGAGCUAUCAACCAUUUACUUUCCAUAAGAAUAUAUGCUGGUGUGAAGCCCGAUAAUAAGUUUAUUUUUGGACGAAGCAAUUCAUCGAAGUUGGAUGGGUGUACCGCCUUAAGAGAAGUGACUGAAUCUUGUGAAGGUUUAGUCAGACCAGAGCUGAUAAGAACUAGGUUACUACGAAAGUAUAUGGCUACAACAUGUCAGAUAAUGGACAUGAACCCUGAAGAAUUAAAGAUGUUGGCAGACCAUAUGGGCCACUCGUUACACAUACACACAGAUGUGUAUCGCCUUCAAAGCUCUGUCUUGGAGCGAACAAAAGUGGCUAGGCUACUACUUGCAGUAGAAGAUGGACAAGUGGGAAGAUAUAGAGGUCACAGUUUAGAUGCACUUGCUGUAGAUGGUAAGACAUUAUAA